GGGCAGCCAGCCCCACGGAGGCAGGAUGUUCACGUCCAAGUCCAACUCGGUGUCGCCCUCGCCGUCCAUGGAACAGGCCGACUCGGACGCACUGGACAUCAGCACCAAAGUGCAGCUCUAUGGGGUGCUGUGGAAGCGGCCCUUCGGGAGGCCAUCCGCCAAGUGGUCCCGGCGGUUUUUCAUCAUCAAAGAAAGCUUUCUGCUGUACUACUCAGAGAGUGAGAAAAAGAGCUUUGAAACCAAUAAGUACUUCAACAUCCACCCUAAGGGUGUCAUCCCUCUGGGGGGCUGCCUGGUGGAGGCCAAGGAGGAGCCCAGCAUGCCCUACGCCAUGAAGAUCUCCCAUCAGGAUUUCCACGGGAACAUCGUGCUAGCCGCUGAGUCCGAGUUCGAGCAGACCCAGUGGCUGGAGAUGCUGACCUGGAAGAACGCCCAGCUGGGAGAAGCCAUGAUCAAAAGCCUGGAAGCCCAGGGCCUGCAGUUGGCCAAGGAAAAGCAGGAGUACUUAGAGGGUAGCCUUUCUGAACCAUGGAGCCCUUGGCCGCCCGUGACUCUCCUCUGCCUCUCUGAUUCUCUUCAGGAGCUUGAACGCCUUAACCAGGUGCUGGAGGCCGAGAAACAGCAGUUUGAGGAGGUGGUGCAGGAGCUACGGAUGGAGCAGGAGCAGAUCAAGAGAGAGCUGGAACUCACAGCAAGAUGCCUCAAGGGGGUAGAGCAGGAGAAAAAGGAACUGAGGCACUUCACGGAGUCCUUGCAGCAGACACUGGAGGAACUCUCCCUAGAGAAGAAGAAGACCCUGCAAAUGCUGGAGGAGAAUGAGACCCAGCUGCAGACUCUGGCCACCCAGAGCGAGCAGUCCUCCCCCUGCGGGGGUCUGCACAGUAACCUGAGGCAGAUCGAGGAGAAGAUGCAGCAACUGUUAGAGGAGAAGCUCCUGGCAGAGACAAGGAUGAAGGAGAACGAGGAGCGCUCACGGGCCCUGGAGGAGGAGCGGGAGUUCUACUCCAGCCAGUCCCAGGCCCUGCAGAACUCGCUGCAGGAGCUGACCGCAGAGAAGCAGCAGGCGGAACGGGAUCUCAAGGCGGAGGUGAAGGUCCGCGUGGACUUGGAGAGGAGGCUGCGGGAGGCCGAGGGGGCCCUGCGGAGCCUGGAGCAAGGGCUCAACUCCAAGGUUCGGAACAAGGAGAAGGAGGAGAGGAUGCGGGCGGACGUGAGCCAUCUGAAAAGGUUCUUCGAGGAGUGUAUCCGCAACGCCGAGCUGGAGGCCAAGAUGCCGGUGAUCAUGAAGAACUCCGUGUACAUCCACAAAGCGGCCACGCGCCGCAUUAAGAGCUGCCGCUUCCACCGGCGCCGCUCCAGCGCCUCCUGGAACGACAUAAAGCCAUCCCAGACCUUCAUGGCCUCCCAGCUGGAAGCCAACAACAUGGAAGAGCUCAAGGAGGUGGCCAAGCGGCUCAGCCGAGACCAGCGCUUCCGGGAGUCCAUCUACCACAUCAUGGCCACGCAGCCCGGAGCCCCCUCCGUGCUCCCUCGUGUUGCAAAGUGAUGGAGGGCCCCUCUUUGGCUUCCCCAGUGGCUCCG
Molecule: messenger RNA, 1581 nt
Organism: Echinops telfairi (small Madagascar hedgehog)
Lineage: Eukaryota; Metazoa; Chordata; Mammalia; Afrosoricida; Tenrecidae
Gene: PLEKHD1
Product: pleckstrin homology and coiled-coil domain containing D1
Exons: 12
Coding region: 26-1546 (506 amino acids)
Source: RefSeq, a predicted model, not a curated record